CCCUCAUCCUGCGACGGCGCGUGUAGUUCCUGCCGCAGCGUUUUGUCAUGCAGCAGGCCGAAGACUACAUACAGCGCAAUGCUGCACUAAGUCCACGGAGCCUUUAAGCAACUUUGCAAACUCGAUUACAUUGUCGCCCAUUUCAAGCUUUAGAGUCCUUAUGGCAAACGCGGCUUCAAGAAUACAAAGAUUUAUUCGGGGGAAACAUGAAAAAGCCCCAAGAGCGGAAGACCAGCAGUUUGAACUGCAUCAUGAACCCAGCCAAAUUGCGACAUUUGAUACACCUCAAUCUUCGCAAAACGGCACCACUCAAAUCACAUAUGCGACUUUAUACCGAUACGCAACCCCAUGGGAUUUAUGCUGCCUGGCUUUGGCUGCUACUACGGCCGUUGCAGCCGGCGCUGCCCUGCCCUUGAUGAGUGUUAUUAUUGGAAACCUGUCAGGAAGCUUCGCAGACUAUUUCAAUGAUCACAAGGCAAGCGAUAUAUCAGCAGUCCUGCAACGGCAUGUAGUAUACUUUGUGUAUCUUGCUGCUGGCGAAUUUGUACUCAUUUACCUUUCGACCGUACUGUUUGUAUAUACCGGUGAAAAAAUAUCGUCCAAGAUUCGAACAUCUUAUUUGCAGGCCAUCUUAGCCAAGGAUAUUGCCUUUUUCGACCAUACUGGCGCUGGCGAGGUUACAACAUGCCUGACUGCUGAUACCAAUUCAAUCCAAGAAGCUAUCUCAGAAAAGGUAGCCCUUAUUCUCAAUGGGAUUGCUUCGUUUAUUGCCGCGUUCGUCAUCGGAUUUGUCAGGUUUUGGAGACUGACAGCGAUUUGCAUGUCUACCGUAUUCGCUAUCAUUCUUGCCAUGGGGGUUUCAAGCUACUAUAUUACUCUGUGGAACAGACUUUCCCUCGAUCAUUUCGCGGCCGGCAGUAAUGUUGCAGAGGAAACUAUCAGUUCCAUUCGGUUAGUGAAGGCCCUUAAAACCGAGAAAGCCUUUGCCUCCGCAUAUGACGAGCAUCUUCAAGCAGCAUUGCGGGAGAGUAUCCGAAGCCGAGUCACGUUGGCAUGCAUGAUAGGAUCAGUAAGCUGUAUUGUCUUUCUGAAUUAUGGUCUAGCAUUUUGGAUGGGCGGUCGCUUCAUUGGGAGUGGAGAGACUGACAAGGCCGCGGUUUUGACAAUCAUUAUGGCUAUUAUGAUGGGAAUCUUUGCUGUCGGAAAUUUGGCACCAAAUAUACAAUACCUUUCAGCUGGUGUCGCAGCUGGGUCAAGAAUAUUUGGCGUCAUCGAUCGCUCUUCGUCGGCCCCCAUAAAGCCAGGCGCGGAGCUUGAGUUCGUGAGGGGUGACUUGGAGCUCCGCAAUGUGGGGCACAUUUAUCCCACACGACCCAGUGUUAUCGCCCUCGAUAAUGUCAGUUUUACAGUUCCAGCUGGGAAGACAACAGCAAUCGUUGGCUACUCAGGGUCAGGCAAGAGCUCUGUCUUAAGUCUCAUUGAACGAUUCUACGACCCAGUAAGUGGGGUCAUUUCACUCGACGGGCACGAUAUUGGCUCUCUAGAUGUUCACUGGCUACGGCGACAAAUUGCGUUUGUGGGACAAGAGCCGGUCCUAUUCAACAAAAGCAUCAGAGAUAACAUUGCUGAUGGAAUUGUUGAUUCUCCAUAUGAGUUUGAGACAAAAGAGCAGCAAGAGAAACGCAUUAUCAAAGCUGCCAUGCAAGCAAAUAUUCACGAUUUCAUAUCCCUCUUGCCUGGAGGCUAUGAGACUUUAGUUGGUGAAAAGGGUGUCUUGCUCUCAGGUGGGCAGAAGCAACGUAUAGCUAUCGCGAGGGCUAUUAUCCGAAACCCUAGGAUUCUUUUACUCGACGAGGCAACUUCAGCGCUAGAUACGUCCGCAGAGAAUAUAGUUCGAGUAGCACUUGAAACAGCAGCAGCGAAUCGAACUACGAUUGUGGUCGCCCACCGACUUUCAACAAUCAGAAAUGCUGACAAAAUUGUCGUGUUGGAUAAGGGUGCCAUCGUUGAAGAAGGCAACCACGAAUUUUUGCUAGCCAAAGGCAAUAUUUAUGCUUCGCUGGUAGCUAGCCAAAGGUUGGAUAACAUUUACGAAAACUCGACGUCUAAGCUCGACCAAUUUGACUUUGACUGGAAUGCAGUCAAAAUUCCAUCUUGGAGGUUCAAAGACCACAUCAUUGUCGAAAAUGAUGGUGAAUUUGGAGCUAUACCGACAGGCCUCACCUGGAAUGAAUCGUCAACAACUAUCCGGUUGCCAACUACCAAGAUGGGAAAGUCCUCUAGCGAGGUGCAAUCAUCACUAUGGCUCGUUGUCAAAUUUAUUGCGACGCUCACUCGGCAAGACCUAAGAUAUCUAAUACUAGGACUCAUUUUCAGCACAAUCAACGGCGCCGUUCAACCUGUACAAGGGGUCUUCUUCGCCCAGGCUAUUGUGGCCUUAUCGCAGCCAUUUCCUGGAUCAAAAAAUUUCCUGCAUACAAUCAAUUUCUGGGCUUGGAUGAACGUCAUGAUCGCCAUAGUGCAAUUAAUUGUUCUUCCAGCACAAGGACUUAUGUCGGCCAUUUGCACCGAACGACUCGUUUUCAAAGCCCGUUCUCGUGCAUUCAGAUCGAUAACACAGCAAGAAAUACCGUUUUUUGACCUGGAAGAGAACUCUAUUGGAGCACUCACCUCGUUCCUGUCCACUAAGAUCAACCACCUUUUAACUCUUUCUAGUCAGACACUCAAUAUUCUAGUAUCAUGCUUGUCGACUAUUAUCAUAGCCGUUAGUGUCUCCAUGGCCGUCGGAUGGAAGUUGGCCAUUGUUUGCCUAUGUACGGUUCCCGCUAUCCUCGGAACUGGUUAUUUGCGAGUCAAAUCUAUCGCGAACUUCCAAAAGUCUGCCCAGGCCGCAUACCAAAAAUCUGCAGGGUUUGCUUGUGAAUAUAUCAAUGCUAUAAGAACUGUAGCGUCACUCACAAUGGAGAAUCGAAUUCUCGAGGCGUAUUGUCUGCAGAUCUAUGCCCACACCAAAAGCUCAUUGUGGUCAAACCUGUUGAACAGCGCAUAUUAUGCGGCUUCACAAUCGAUGAUCUUCCUAGCGUUGGCGAUUGGAUUUUGGUAUGGGGGUAUUCUGCUGAGCCGUGGCGAGUAUACGCUCCUGCAAGUCUUUCUCAUCCUUUCCGAGAUUAUCUUCAGCAUUCGAUCUGCCGGGACUGCUUUCGCUUUCGCCGGCGACAUUGCCAAAGGAGGGGUGGCUGCUGCAGAGAUACGCCAGCUUAUCUGUGGAAAAGCAAUAACUGAGGAAAGUGGCGAAGGGGGUCAAGUAAUCGAGAGAAUUGAAGGGCAUAUUGAGUUUCGAGACGUCCAUUUUAGAUACCCAGCAAGACCAGAUGCCCCGGUCCUACAGGGGCUGAGCAUGAAAGUUCAGGCGGGCCAAAGUAUCGCCUUGUUGGGCUCCUCGGGAAGCGGCAAGUCAACUGUUAUUGCGCUUCUUGAACGAUUCUACGAACCUUUGGCGGGAGAAAUCCUUCUUGACGGACAAACUAUAACUUCACUGAAUCUCAACGAUCUGAGGAAGCACGUGGCACUCGUAAGCCAAGAGCCACUAAUGUGUCAAGGAACGAUCAAGGACAACCUCCUGCUUGGCUUUGACACCACGAACAAUGCGACAGCAAUUGUGCCCGAGGAUAAAAUAAUUGAGGCAUGUAAAGAGGCAAAUAUUUACGAUUUCAUCCAGUCUCUACCUGAAGGAUUUUCUACUCAGGUCGGCCCAAAGUCAAUCCUCCUCUCAGGAGGCGAGAGACAACGAUUAACUAUCGCCCGUGCCCUCCUUCGCGAUUCUAAGAUUCUAUUACUCGAUGAAGCAAUGUCUUCCCUCGAUGCCCAAUCCGAAGAACUAGUACUGCAGGCCCUUGAGAGAGCCUCAAAAGGUCGAACUACUAUAAGCAUUGCGCAUAGGCUGAGCACUAUUCGGCAUACAGACUGCAUUUUUGUGAUUGAUGGAGGGGCUGUAGCUGAGAAGGGAACACACGAAGACUUGAUGAAUAUUGAGGGCGGGCACUAUCGGAAUCUCGUAUUAAGAGAGCAUCUAAGAACUAAAUCACAUUAA
This is a messenger RNA of Hyaloscypha bicolor E, 4090 nucleotides long. Its product is annotated as mating factor A secretion protein STE6-like protein. The coding region runs from base 161 to 4090 and encodes 1309 amino acids. NCBI's taxonomy places the organism in Eukaryota, Fungi, Ascomycota, Leotiomycetes, Helotiales, Hyaloscyphaceae. The transcript is spliced from 2 exons. Gene Ontology annotation, cellular component: membrane. The record is from RefSeq and is a predicted model, not a curated record. Gene Ontology annotation, molecular function: ABC-type transporter activity; ATP hydrolysis activity; ATP binding. Gene Ontology annotation, biological process: transmembrane transport.